This is a messenger RNA of Colletotrichum destructivum, 351 nucleotides long. RefSeq lists its product as uncharacterized. Bases 1 to 351 code for a protein of 116 amino acids. Lineage: Eukaryota; Fungi; Ascomycota; Sordariomycetes; Glomerellales; Glomerellaceae. The record is from RefSeq and is a predicted model, not a curated record. The transcript is spliced from 2 exons.
AUGGUCUUACUGCCCCCUCCUCCUUCCCCCGGAGAGCUUGUAGCCCCCAACGUCGCAUCCGAAUCCCUCACCGACCCAUCCGAACAGACCGGGACCGGGAGGUUUUUGUUUGGCUUGCUGGUGGUGUUCUACACUACGGGUACAAGAUACACAGGUGCGUCCGCAGGUCGCCCGCGCGUGUCUGAGAAAUGGCGUGGUCGGUCCGACGGUUCAACGUUGGGAAACGUCUGGGGGGUGGAGGAGGAGGAGGAGGAGGAGGAGGAGGAGGAGGCUUGUCUUGCCAACUGUGGCCCUGUGUGUCUUGAGUCUGUUGGACAAGAGCAGUUUGCGGCGUCUCUGGGGCGAGUUUGA